Paramecium sonneborni is the source of this 246-nucleotide messenger RNA. The record is from the annotation of a GenBank genome assembly. NCBI's taxonomy places the organism in Eukaryota, Ciliophora, Oligohymenophorea, Peniculida, Parameciidae.
AUGCUACACUAUGUUCUUUAAUUUAAUUGUGGUUAGAUCUUAAAAAGAUUUUAUAUUUUGCGAGAAGGAACAUUAAACUUUACAGCAUUUUUCAGGUUAUAAAUUUUUGGUUUAUUCACUCCUGUAGUUAUUUUUAAAUUAUUAUAUAUUGUUUUAUUUGAAUUUCUAUCCCAUUAUGCAUUUAUAUCUUAAUAUUUUCAAUAAAGAAGUCUUUAUUUGAUUAUUGGAUUCUUCGAAAUGAAAUGA